UAUCUUCUCCUUCCUAUGCUAUCCUAUGUACAUAUAUUGUUAAACUUUUAUUUAAAAAUAUAGUAUUUUCUAUUCUGACUCACUGACUCUUGUAAUUGUUUUGUUUAGACUUGCUUCUUGAUUUGUUAUAACAACAGUAAUAUAGUUUCCAACAAUGUCUCUAGCGGAUGAAUUAUUAGCAGAUUUAGAAGAAAACGAUGAUGUAGAUCUUGAAGCUGCAAUUGAAAACCAAACGCAAGGAGAAGCAUCUCAUGAAUUUGCUGUACCAUAUCCUGUAAUACCUAAGGAAGAGGAAAUAAAAAAUGUUUCUAUCAGAGAAUUGGCUAAAUUGCGGGAUUCAGAUCGAUUAAAACGAGUUAUUACUGAAGUUGAACAAAAUAUAGGUAACAAGCGAAAGAAAAUUGAUGUCACUGGUUUAAUGGAAUCUGAUCCAGAAUAUCAACUUAUUGUAGAAGCGAACAACAUUGCUGUUGAAAUUGAUGGAGAAGUAGCUAUUAUUCACAGAUUUGUCCGUGAUAAAUACCAGAAACGGUUUCCAGAAUUAGAGUCUCUCAUUGUAACACCAUUAGAGUACAUUCGCAGUGUGAAAGAACUUGGUAAUGAUCUUGAUCAGGCUAAAAACAAUGAAACAUUGCAGAGUUUUCUAACGCAGGCUACUAUCAUGAUAGUGUCUGUUACAGCUUCAACUACACAAGGGAAACUUCUAACAGAUAAAGAGUUGCAAGAAAUAUAUGAGGCUUGUGACAUGGCCACUGAGCUUACAAGUUUUAAGUCCCAUAUCUUUGAGUAUGUUGAAAGUCGUAUGACUUUUAUUGCACCAAAUAUUACUGCAAUAGUUGGGGCAUCCACAGCUGCCAAAAUCCUUGGAGUGGCUGGAGGUCUGUCUAAGCUCUCAAAAAUGCCAGCCUGCAAUGUAUUACCACUGGGUCAACAAAAGAAAACACUAUCUGGAUUUUCUCAAGCAGCAGCUUUACCACACACUGGUUUUAUUUAUUUCUCACAAAUUGUUCAGGAUACAACGCCGGAAUUAAGAUUUAAAGCAGCCAAAUUAGUUUCAACGAAGCUCACUUUGGCGGCGCGAGUUGACGCAUCGCAUUCCAGUAUAGAUGGCCACAUCGGUCGUACUUUGAGGGAAGGAAUAGAGAAAAAGCUUGAUAAACUACAGGAACCACCUCCAGUCAAAUUCGUAAAGCCACUCCCAAAACCCAUAGAGCAAAGUCGUAAGAAGAGAGGCGGUAAACGAGUACGCAAGAUGAAGGAAAGAUACGCAAUGACAGAGUUCAGGAAGAACGCCAAUCGACUCAACUUCGCAGACAUUGAAGAUGAUGCUUAUCAAGAAGACUUGGGAUAUACCCGCGGCACAAUCGGUAAAUCAAGUACAGGCCGCGUGCGCCUGCCACAAAUAGACGAGAAAACGAAAGUCCGCAUCAGCAAGACACUGCAAAAAAAUUUGCAGAAACAGAAUCAGCAGUAUGGCGGCGCAACCAGCAUAAGGAGACAGGUCUCUGGUACCGCGUCCUCUGUCGCGUUCACACCUUUGCAGGGCCUGGAAAUUGUCAACCCUCAAGCAGCCGAGACACGCAUAAAUGAAGCUAAUGCAAAAUAUUUCUCAAACACCUCUGGGUUCCUAUCAAUAGGUAAGAAGACGACUUGAAUAGUAAAUACUAUACCAACGACAAAGUUGCAAAUUACGUGAAUUAUAUUUUCAAUAAAAAAUGUAAAUUA
Messenger RNA from Achroia grisella, 1725 nucleotides. RefSeq names its product U4/U6 small nuclear ribonucleoprotein Prp31 (gene Prp31). The coding region runs from base 155 to 1654 and encodes 499 amino acids. The record is from RefSeq and is a predicted model, not a curated record. Gene Ontology annotation, biological process: mRNA splicing, via spliceosome; spliceosomal tri-snRNP complex assembly. NCBI's taxonomy places the organism in Eukaryota, Metazoa, Arthropoda, Insecta, Lepidoptera, Pyralidae. The transcript is spliced from 9 exons. Gene Ontology annotation, cellular component: U4/U6 x U5 tri-snRNP complex; U4 snRNP; precatalytic spliceosome.